Molecule: messenger RNA, 885 nt
Organism: Trichomonas vaginalis G3
Lineage: Eukaryota; Parabasalia; Trichomonadida; Trichomonadidae
Product: bacterial SH3 domain-like protein
Exons: 1
Coding region: 1-885 (294 amino acids)
Molecular function (GO): protein binding
Source: RefSeq, a predicted model, not a curated record
AUGAUUGGGUUAUUGUUUGCUCUUGCUUUAUCAAGAGUAUCACAUCACCAUCAUUCCUAUCGCAGACAUAGGAUGUAUGAGACAAACGGUGCAGGAUCUGGCGUUGUUUAUGGAUCAGGUAUAGGUGUAAAUAUUCGUAGCGGACCCGGCACAGGAUAUGGUGUUAUCGCAGCAGUUGCAGACGGAACAACACUUUCUGUUACUGGCCAUAGCUCUAAUUGGUGGCAAGUUUCUUACAAUGGUCAAACAGGUUACGUAAUUUCCGAUUAUUUGAAAGUUUCCGGUUCUGUUUCAGGAACUGGUUCCGGUCUCAAUGUACGCGCUGGUCCAGGCACAAACUAUGCUGUUGUUGCAGGACUUUCUGACGGAACAUCCGUUACAAUCACUGGAAUCAACGGCGAUUGGUACCACAUUUCCCAAGGUUAUGUUUAUUCUCAGUACAUCUCCCUUACAUCAUCAGGUACAAGUGGUGGUGGCGGCGGCUCCUCAGGCGUUGUCAUCAGGCAAGGAGAUGCAAGAUUCAACUCCAACAUCAGAACAUGGGGCUGCGCUUUCAUGUCAAUCUGCUGGUGUGAAGGAGUCAACUCGAUCGAUGGCUGCAAUGCUAAGUACAACCAGGCUGUUGCCGCAGGAUGGAUGUCGGCCUCAUGCUACAUCAACAACUGGGAUUCAAUGAAGACAAUUGCUGGAGCUAAAACAUACCGUUAUGGUGCUCAAUGGGCAACUGCUGCAUCCAAUGAAAAGGAAAUUCUUCAAUGCGCCAAUUCCAGAACAACAAUGCACUUCGUUGUUGGUAACAAGAACAAUGGAAUUGAGUAUGAUCCAGCUUAUGACGGUUUUGUUUCAUACUCAGAUCAUCAGUCAAAGAGAUUCUACGGAUACUAA